Molecule: messenger RNA, 1416 nt
Organism: Belonocnema kinseyi
Lineage: Eukaryota; Metazoa; Arthropoda; Insecta; Hymenoptera; Cynipidae
Product: protein obstructor-E-like
Exons: 3
Coding region: 125-859 (244 amino acids)
Cellular component (GO): extracellular region
Molecular function (GO): chitin binding
Source: RefSeq, a predicted model, not a curated record
GCAGCAUGGUGCAACCGUGGUGGAAACGCAGUCGAGAGAAUCGGGACCAGUAGAAGUCCAGUCACGAUCCAUAGCUUCACGCAGGCCAGAAGGAGCAAAUCUGAAGGAGUCGAGUGGAGUCAGGAUGACGAGGACGAUGUCGCUGACCAUGACGCUCACACGCAAUCCCCGUUUAGUCAAUUUUGUGUUCCUUGUCUUUAGCGCGACCCUGACCAACGCCCAAUUCCGAUGCCCGGAUGAAAAGGGUUUCUUUGCUGAUCCACAGCAGUGCGAUCUGUAUUAUUUCUGUAAUGAAGAAGGACACGCAGAGGAAAGACUCUGCAAGGAUGGACUCGUUUUCAGGGACGACAACCCCAAGAAAGACUUCUGCGAUCUUCCAGCCAACGUGCCCUGUGGCGAUCGCACCCUUCUUCAGGAACCCCAAAGUUCGAAGCUAUGUCCGAGAGCAAACGGAUAUUUCAAACAUGAGGAUCCUGAUUCCUGUGAUAAAUUUGUUAACUGCAUCGAUGGUGUUGGCUCUGUGAUGUCAUGUCCGCCUGGCCUCGUAUACGAGGACAAAAUGUCCAGUUGUGUUUGGGCCCAAGAUUCCACGAGAUUGUGCGAUGCCAAUAAACGUGAAAUUCUUGAUGAUGGUUUUAGUUGUCCUGAGGGAGACGUAGCAGGACCUCAAGGAAGAAUUCUUCCCCAUCCCACUUAUCCUCACCCAGAAGACUGUGCCAAAUUUUAUAUUUGCAGAAAUGGCGUUGUUCCGCAAAAGGGGCAGUGCGAAAAUCAAACUGUUUAUAAUGAAGAAAGCUUUAGGUGUACCGACCCUGAAUUAGUCCAAGGAUGCGAGGAUUACUACAAGCAGAGGAACUGAGUCAAUCGCAACAGGUGUCAGCUUUAGCGAUACGUAAUGUUUAACUUUUGCUCAUAAGAAUAAUAAAUUUAUAUUUUACCUUACGUAAGAUAUAUUACCGCUUUAUUAUGAGUUUGUCGUAAGCGAUAAAUACUUUUUCUUUUACGGAAGUAAAUUAUUAUCUUCGUCGAAAUUUUCGAUGAGAACACACACAAACAUCUAAUCUGCCUAUUAAAAAUCACAAAAUCCAGCCAUUUUCUUAAACUAAAAAGUAGAUGAAAUAAUAAAGAAUAAAAAAUGUCAAAGAAAGACAGCGACAAAAAUGCAAAGUAUUUAAAUUUUUCCUUCAAUAUUUAUUUUAAGUUAAAGAGAUAUAAAAAUACUUUUAGAAAAACAAAUCAUUUAUAAGACUCUUUGCAUAUCCAGCCGUUCAGUUCUUACACAAAUGAGUUUAACAUGUACUAAACAAUUCAAUUUUAUCAUUUCCAUUUCCUAUUUUCAUAUUCAUUUCUGUUACUUAUAAUUAGUCAAAUAGAUUGACUAUGUAUUUAUUUCAAUAAAACAUAAGGAUUUUGUAC